AUGGAAUAUCAUAUGAUUCUUGAGAUUCUGUGCGCACGCGUUGGUCUGAGUGUUGGCAUUGAACCGGCGAUUGAAUUUCAAUCCUUUAUUCUCAAUAGACGACUCAUUCAGACGCUCAUAAAAGACGAUAUUUGUUUUGGUAUCGAUCGGUCGACAAAAAUCAUACUACUCAUUCAGACGCUCAUAAAAGACGAUAUUUGUUUUGGUAUCGAUCGGUCGACAAAAAUCAUUUUACGAAUUGAUAUUGUGUUGGAAAUGAAGGAAACCAUUGAAAGCCAAGGAAUGGUAUUGAGUAUAAUAGGCCCCUCAGUAAGCGAUCUAACACAUCGGCUGAACGCCACCACAAGCCAAAUGUACAUACAUUUAUAUUCUCGAGUUUUUCCAUUGGCUAUACUGUUGGAGCUCUUCUCAGUAAACGGAAUGCUAUUUAAUAUCUAUAACCGGCAAUUAAUAUUGACAUUCCUGUUAAUGUUAAUGGGCUGUACAAUAGCUGUGGUACCCAUUUGUCCCAAUCUGAUUGUAUUUAAUAUUGUUGGAGCGCUCUGUGGCUAUGGCUCAGGAGGUUUAGACACAGCACUCGUCGUAUGGAUUGUUGAAGUGUGGGAACAAAAAUCUCAUUUAUAUUUAGGAGGCGUUGAGUUUUUCUUCGGUGUCGGCCUAUGUAUUGCACCCAUCAUUUUGAGGCCAUAUUUGCCAGACUUUUCAUUAGAUGACAUUCAUCUCAAUAUCACUUACAACUCAACAGAUCUUAACACAAAUGAUAGUCAAACAGAAAACAAUACAAACAUAAACACAUAUAACGAUUCGCUAAUAGAAAUUCCAUUUGCUAUAAACGGAUUGUUUUUAGUCGUGUCGGCGAUUAUACUAUUGAUUCUUCACUUUUACCGCCGAUAUAUACCUCCCGUAAAGCAAACCAAAAAGAUUACAUUCAAACGGCCCAAGAAAUGGGAACUCAUUUACACCACUUUUGGUGUGUUUAUAAUUGGCAUAUUCUAUGGCUUUGAAUUCAUGGUGUUUGAAAUGUUGCCCACAUUUAUCGAGAACUCAUACCUACAGCUGUCCGCCUAUAAGUCAGCCCUCAUAUACGCUAUAAUGACGGCCACAUUUACGGCCGCUCGCGGACUAAAUGUCUUGAUUUCCAUCAAAUUCUGGUCUAAAAACAUGGGAAACGGUAUUUUAGUCCUCUUUGAGACCAAUAAGCACUCGGAAACAGUACUAGUGAUAGGACUUUCAUUAAGCAAUACUAUCGGCGGUCUAUGCGUUUGCAGCGCCGGUAUAACGGGUGCUAUAUUUCCGGCACUUUGCGGGCAGUUUAUUGAUAUUCAGCCAACAUUUCUGCUAUACAUGACAAUUAUUUUGACGGGAAUUGUAUUGAGUAUAAUCGGUCCGGCGUUAAGCAAUUUGGCGUUUAAAUUGAACGUUGAGAUCAAUGAAAUAUCACUUCUAACCCUCUUCUGUCUACUAAUACUGAUGGGAUGUGCGAUCACUUUAUUGCCAUUUUCUACAAACUUAAUAUAUCUGUUCAUUGCAGCCACUAUUUGUGGCUAUUGUUCAGGAGGUCUGGACACUGGACUUAUUGUAUGGAUUGUGGAAAUCUGGACAUUUGAAUCCCACCUUUAUUUAGGAGGCGCCGAGUUUUUCUACGGACUCGGAUUAUGUGCCGCACCCCUAAUGUCCGCAUACUUUCUCUCCAACAACAUUAUAGACAUCACACAUAAUCACACCAUUGAAGCCAUUACUGAAAACAUCACUGAAAACAUCACAAAUACGAAUACAUUUUCUGACUUUUAUGUUGAAAUACCGUUUGUAAUCAACGGUGUAUUAUUGAUGAUCGCAUCCAUUGCUUUAUUAAUUAUGCACUUUUAUCGCCCGUAUAUUCGGGUCGUAGAAACGGAUCACAAACAGAGGUUUAAAUGUCCUGAAAAGUGGGAUCUUAUUUGUAUUACUCUCGGAGUACUUAUAAGCGGAAUAUUCUUCGGCUUUGAAUUCAUGGUCUUUGAAUUAUUGCCCACUUUUAUGGAGAACUCGUGUCUACAACUGUCCCCAUCCAAGAGUGCAUUUAUAUUUGCUAUAAUGACUAUAAUAUUCACUUCAGUUCGUGGUCUCAAUUUCAUUGUUUCCAUCAAAUGGUGGUCCAAAAACUCAAUUUACUAUUAUCUUUACUAA
This is a messenger RNA of Medioppia subpectinata, 2166 nucleotides long. Lineage: Eukaryota; Metazoa; Arthropoda; Arachnida; Sarcoptiformes; Oppiidae. The record is from the annotation of a GenBank genome assembly.